AUGCCCGCCGCGCCGGCCGCGGGAGCAGGGCGGGGAGGAGGCCUCGGACCGACCUGCGGGGCCGGGGCGCGCGUGAGCGGGGCCGGCCGGCGAGGCCCGGGCCGGCGGCGAGGGCCAGGCCCCGCCCGCGCCGCCCUCCCCGCCCGCGCCGCCCGCCCCCGCCGCCGCCGCCGCCGCCGCCAGCCUCACCUCAGCACCGCUGCCACCGCCCCGCCGCUUCCCGCACGGCGCCGCGCAGCCCCGCCGCCCCGCCCCCGGCCAGAGCGCCGCCAUUGGCUGCCCCCCGGCCGCGCAGGCCCAUUGGAGCUUGGGACUUCGGGUUGUUUGCAUACGCCCCCUUCCCGCGGACGGGAGCGGGUGGUGCCUGUGUCUCACUAUCCCGCCAAGGAGGUGACGCUGCUGGGUCCCGGACGACGAAGGCUCCUAGCAAGCUGCGGCCGCUGCUCCCGCAGAGACCCCCGCGAGGGUGGCGAGGCGCCUGGAACUACGCUCUCGGGAGCCGCCCUCCCCGCGGUGGGGCGGGGACCGGGCGUGGCGGGCUGGGGCCGGCCAAUCAGCGCUCGGAGAGGCCCGGGAGCGGGACUUCCGCUCCCGGCGGGGGCGGGGCUGCCGGCGCGACGCUCCGAGCGGUCCCGGGAGCGGGAGUCCGAGCGACUUGCGGCGCGUGGUCGCCAAGGCCCACCGUGCUCGGUGUCGGCGGCGCUCGGGGCGGAGGGCUGCCCAGCUCGGUCCCCAUUGGGAUCGUGGCAGCGGCCCGCGGCCCCCCCGGGUCAGGGCAGGCGGGGCGGGGGUCCCGGGAGCGGCGGCUCCGCGGUGGUUCCCAGGAGCAAUGGGCUGUCGUUCGUGGCGGGCAGCGAUGCCGGAAGAGCCGCGCACACGGCCGAGGGCGCCCUCGCCCCCUCCGGACGGCGACUCCCCAGUGCGGCUGGCAGCACGGGCCGCCCGCGGGGAGCAGCCCUGCCGGAGCCCGCGCGUAGCCUGGCUCGCGCUCGCACGGACGCGGGAAGCCGGAGCGCACGCGGCCGCGCGCUGGGCCCGGGCGGGUCUCGGUGUCCACGCUCCCGCAGGGAUCCGCUCGUGCUCGCGGGGGUUCGGGUUCCGAGCAACGCGGGCGCGUCGGAGAGGUCCGGAGGGGCGCUCUCCGCACGCACCGGCGGACUUUCUCCUGCUCGCGUCUUUCCGACGAGGACGUGCGAACGUAGGACGCCCGCACCCUUCACCGCGGCGAGAGGUCGAAGACCCGUGGGCGAACGCACAGUGGGCGCGGUCCCCCAAAAGGAAGACGUGCUGGUCCGCGCCACGUUCCACUUGGGUGAAACUCCCAGAACAGGCAAAUCCAUAAAGCAAAUUAGUGGUUGCAGGGCCCCAGGGCCCCAUGUCCCCGGUUGCGGACAUGGUCAGUGACUGCGUAUUUGGCACGGGGUUUCUUUCUGGCGAAGCUUGUGAUGGCCAUACUGCUCGGGAAAAUUACUAAAAAUGAUCCACUCGGCAGCUCUCUCUGCCCUCGGUCCUGUCCCCAAGCUAUGAUAAAAACACUUUUUUUCCACCAUAAAACAAAAGUUACUGAAUUGUGUACACAAAAUGGGUGAAUUUUAUAAUAUGUAAAAUAUGCCUCAACAAAGCUGUUAAC
Molecule: messenger RNA, 1630 nt
Organism: Neogale vison (American mink)
Lineage: Eukaryota; Metazoa; Chordata; Mammalia; Carnivora; Mustelidae
Product: translation initiation factor IF-2-like
Exons: 4
Coding region: 1-1404 (467 amino acids)
Source: RefSeq, a predicted model, not a curated record